AAGCAGCCCGACUGUGCGCAGCAGUGGAACGGGCCUCCUGGCUCCUCUGUCACAAUCCCGUGGAAGGAGCAGGUGCAUGGCUGGCUGGUGCGUACCUCCCCGAAGCCGCUUCUCAAACCUCUUUAAAACAGGAAGGAGAGAUGCCGCCUCCCAGUCCUCCAGGCCGGGCUCUGUGCUAACGAGCCAUGCACGUUCAGCCGGCUCCAGAGCUCUUGGGAGCUCUCCUGGCCUGGGGGACCCACUACCCUCUGGAUAAUCAUUUUGCCUCAGCAUCUCUUCCCUUCCCCCAGUUUCCAAGUGCCUCAUCUCUGCCAGCCCCCGGAAGGACUCUCCCCUGCGGGCUCGGUGCUGACGGCGGGCACAGAAAUGAUCUGUUUCUCCGCAGUUUCCCUGUCUUCCUUGGCGGCUCCCUUUAACCCCUGCCUUCCCAGGCCUGAUGUGCACAAAGACUCUCCUGGCCCCGCAGACUGCCGGGUCCAGACUAGCAGCUCAGCCGCUGAGUAACAAGGGGCUGUUCCUCGGCGCGUUCCCCGCGGAGCCAGCUCUUGACGGCCUUUCCUGGCCCUGCUGACUUCCCCUCUUCUUGGCCAGCUCGUGCAACUCUCACUUCUCUUCUUGGCUUUGCCCUGGUCCGACUUAAAAGUGCCAAAGGAGCUCUGUCUGGGGUGAGUUUCGGCCCCAGCCGUGCCUGAUCCCCAAACGCCUCUUGGUCGCUGCUUUUCAUGAAGCGAUGCACGCGUCUCAAGUGCAUUCCCUGCCGCCCCUCAGGAUUCGGCUUCCUUUGCGUUUUUGCUUUAGGGCCUGUUUGACUAACCAUUGCCCAUUGGCAUUUUCCCCUUCUCAAGUCAGCUGUCGCUCUUGGCUAUGUGCUGUCCUAGGACACCGGCCCUAACUAUCGACUGCGGUCGCUGGGGGUGCUCAGCAGCUGGCCGCUGGCCUUUUUCAAGCGCACUCCUCCUGCACGCUCCUCGGGACGGAGCCGAGGAUGGCCUCUCGCCGUUGCGGUUCUCUGCUCCCAGAAGCAGCCGCUGCAGGUUGAGAAAUGGUUUUGCCGAACACGGUGCUCUUGUAUGUUUGGCUCUUUACACGGGGGUAGUUGAACCCCCCACCCCGUAUCACUGGGUUAAUUUUGCUGCCUGCUGGGUUGUCUCAUCACUGGCGCUUUUCUUUCACGGGUAGAGCCGGAUCUUUCACCGAGUUUUCUUGUGUUCACACACCGAAUUGUAAAGUUCCUCCUGUUAGAUGACUUGCGGCUGGAUUCGCGUCAUAGAGGACUAGGGCUGGAACCGGGGAGGUCGUCUAGUCCGAGCCCUGCCUGAGGCAGGAUCGUAGAAAUGUUAUCUGUAGAUUUGGGGGGAAAUGGCUGAGCUUUUGGGCCAUUUCUGAGAGACUGUUUCUUGUCUGUGGUAAAAUUAAACACGUUUUAAUCUUUGGAAAAGCUCACGCUUUAAAAAAGUAAUGAUUGUCACAAAUGUUGGCUACUUUAUUGUGAGCAACUCAUAACCAUGCGAGCUGUAGCGCAGUUCAAAAUGUGAACGAGAAGUCCGUUGUCCUCCUAGAAAUGAGGACCGUAGAAAUGCCUGGAACCAGAUGCCAGCAGAGUCUGGGGGCUUUUCUUUGGUUUGGGAUGUGAUAACAUUUAGCAGCGUGGGAUUUUCUUGCUGCGUUUGCUCCCCGAGGGUGUGUUCGUGGUGCUGACCUGGACCCCACGAGAGGGCUGUCCCUGUCUGUCUGGCACUAACUUACACCUGGUGAUUUUUCAGGCACUUCAGUGACGAUGUUGGCUGCUCUUUUACUGGCAGUCCUUCGGAUUGUCCUUCGGUCGGAUGCGUUUCUCUGCCCUGAGGAAUGCAAGUGUGUUCCCACUGAUACCAUCCACUGCUCCGGUGCGGUCCUCACGGACCUGGCCUCCCUGGGUCUGCCGACCAGCCUGAUAGAGAUCCGGCUCUCUCACACCCGUGUAAGAGCCCUGACGGAUGAUGUUUUCUCCAAUAUGACUGUUCUGCAGCAUCUCAGUUUGUCUUCAAACCAGCUCGCUGUGAUUUCGCCAGGAGCAUUUAAAGACCUGAUAAAGCUGAAGAUCCUGAGUCUGUUGGACAACAAGGUAGUUCAGCUUCCCCCCGGGGUGUUUGAUCAAAUGACGAACCUCCAGCAAUUGAUCCUUGAAGAAAACCAGCUGAGACACGUGGAGGGAAGUCUGUUUGACAAGCUGGUCAAUUUGCAAGAGCUAUUUUUGAACAAGAACAAUCUCACGGAGCUUCCUGAAGGAUUGCUGAGGCGCCUUGUCAAGCUCAAGUUACUGAGCUUAUCCCGAAACUCUCUGUCAGUCCUGCCUAGAAAUAUAUUUAGCAAGUUAACCAAGCUGGAGAAGCUGUUUCUGUAUAUGAACAGGCUGACUUCAAUAGACGCUGAUGUGUUCAAUAACCUCGGGGAGCUGGUGCAACUCCAACUGUAUAGAAAUAAUAUUCAGUCCAUCGCCCCUGGUGCCUUUCACCAUCUCCUUAAACUGAAAUCACUGUCGCUGUCCAGAAACAAGCUGCAGUCCCUGCCUCACGGGCUUUUUCUGCAUUUAAACAAUUUGACUGUGCUGUCCUUGCAUAGCAAUCCACUGGGAUCCCUUCCAGAAAUCCUGUUUGGAGAAAUGAGGCAGCUUCGGAGUCUGCGGUUAUAUGAAACUCAACUCACGGCCCUCCCAGACUAUGUCUUCAGUAACCUGACAAAUCUGGAGCUCCUGGUGCUGACUUCAAACCCCGAGCUCACCGUUCUGCCAAGCAACGUGUUCAGUGGUCUCAAGAACCUGGUCAAUCUGUCCCUGCAUGCAAACAACAUCUCUCAUCUGCCAGGCGGCCUCUUCCGGGGCCUUCGGAGCGUGCAGGAGAUUUCCCUUCAUGGCAACCCGAUUGCAGUUCUUCCUGGAAACCUCUUCCACCAUCUCGGCAAACUUCAGAAAAUUUACCUAAAUAGUACCAGGCUGCAGUCCCUUCCCGGAGACGUCUUUAUGUCCUUACCCCAGCUCCAAGAGGUCUGGCUUGACAACAACCCCUGGAAAUGCGACUGCCACAUAAGUGGACUUGCAGGGUGGCUCCAAAAGAACGUGGACUUGGUAGAGAGAGGCAGGUUGGUCACCUGUGACAGCCCGUUCGCCCUCCAGAACUCGUCUCUCUUGGCCCUGGAUCAACACUUCCUCUGCCUGUCCCCCACGGCCCUCGCACACCUCGCCUCUGAGAGCUCGUCUCGCUCGCAGGCCUCGUCUCCUCCUGUGACGGCCUCUCCGAGGCCUGACACUGCUGCUGUGCCCCCCACACGCUCCCGUGUGUCUCUGACAGUUAAUACUGAAUUUGUCGACUUUUCUUUUUCCAGUGGUGAAGAGAUAGAUCAGUCAGGGUUUUAUUCCACGGAGAAUCCCACCCGACCCCCAGGCGGCAUGGUGGAAAGCAUCGCCAGCAUGGGAGAGGUGAUUGCAAGGCCUUCCCCUUCGUACACAAGACCACAGGACCGCCGCAGCACUCAGCUGGGUUUUGACCUCACAGUUCCUCGUUGCCAAAUGUAUUUGUGCGUUUAUGUUUUGGCUUUAACGGUACAAGCUGUAGCCAUUGGGACCACCUUGUACGUGGCUGGUAACAUCGGGUGGCUUCUGCGUAGUAGCAACGCCUCUGUCCAGUCUGUUCAACUGGUCAGAAUUAAUCCUCGUUAGGAAUACAGGUGAGGAGCCAGGCACCCGCGCAGCACGGAGGAUUUGUUGCAUUCCUGCUUCACAGUUUAGAUAGCGCUGGUGUAAUUCACGGGGUCGUGUUGCACAUCCUGCACGGCCAACACUGAACAGAGGAUGUGCGCGUGCUUACCUUCUGCUCAGCACCGCAUAUGCAGAACAGGCACUUCCUUGUGCUGCUUACGCCAUUUUCCAUAGGUAGUUGCAACUGACCUGCUUUAUAUGACAGUGGUUCACUUUGGCCCGCUGCAGAGCGCUCGGGGAGCUGGGAAUCCUAGCGCCGUGGACCUGGAAGGGUCCUCCAGAGUUGCAUCUAGUCCAGCCCCUUGCCUGAGGCAGGGUCAGCCCUGUCCAACCCACCCCAGGUAAAGCAUAAUCUGAACUCUCCGUAAGCCUAGUGUCAAGCCUGGCGCAACGCAGACCGAACACCCCGACCUGCCACAGGCAAAGCAGGGGAACCCCUGCAGCCGGCGCUCCGCUUCUCUGAAAUGUCGUUGAUAUACGUUCGAGAGGUCCCGGGUAGGGGCCGUGCCCCCCACCAGUCCAUACCAGUCUGACCAGGGGGUAAAAUUCCUUCCUGACCCCAGAUAUGGCAUCAGUCUGACCCCGAGUAGAAGGGCGAGACCCCCUAGCCAGGAACGUCUGGCUUUGGUCCCAGCAGGAGCAUUGGCACAGCCCAUCCCCUGCCAGGGCUGCAGCCAGCACCUCUGCGGGAGACUUAAAGACCCCUUGACACAUGGAGCAUGGUGUGCGUUGGGGAGUGAGGGACAAGCAGCAAAGCUCAGAAGUGUGGGAAAUCCCCGUGCCUCAACACAGACAUCACUGCAUCUAGAUCACCCCGGCCAGGGCCUGUCCAACCUCUUCUUGACACCUCCAGUGAUGGGGAGUCCACCCCUUCCCGGGGCGUCUCUUCCACCACCUCCCAGCUCCAACAGCGAGGUUUUUCUGAUCUCCAAUCUAAACUUUGCUGCAACUUCCAGCCAUUGGUGCAUACCCUCUCUGCAGCAAUGUGCUUUCCCUCUUCUUUAUAGCAGACCUUCAGGUAUCUGAAGACUUCUGUCAUGUUGAUAGAAGGACACGGUCGGUUGACUAUGCCCAGCUCCUUCAGCCUCUCCCAUGACUUGCCUUCCAAGCCCUUGAUCACCUGAGCUGCUGCCUCUGGACCCUCUCUAACUUCUCCACGUCCCGUUUAAAACAUGGAGCUCAGAACCACACACAGUAUCCAGAUGAGGCCUGACCCGUGCCGAACACAGUCACCAUCACCUCCGGGUCUUGCACCUAAUGCUAUUUAUUGAUGCAGCUCCAAACCCCGUUUGCCUUUUGUGCAGCUGCCGCACGCUGCAAACUCCUAUUGAGUCUGUGAUCUACCACGGCUCCCACGUCCUUUUCCAUAGAGCUGCCAUUGAGCCAGGUGUCCCCCUUGUUGUAUUUGUGUAGAAAGAAAGGGCUCUUGGUCCCUUGCAAAGGUUAUGUUGCUCCAGGGUCUGGAAUGAGCUGUUAGCUUCUUGCCGGUGUCUGAGCCCCUUUGGGUACGGGCUGCAGAGGAAACUGGGCAACUCGCUGCCAGGGCUGAGAGCCACUUGCUUGUGGCGGGCUGAGCGCCACCAUUGUGCUCGGUGAGAUACCAGCUUGGGAUGCAGAGCAGCAGGAGCAUGGGCGUGCGAGAUGCUGACACCCUGCACCCAUAUAACAGCAGCACGCCGGGAGGCUGGGUGCGGAGCACCUCCGAAGUGAAGUUUGGACAAACAGCCCGGUUUGCUACGAGCGGGCAGGGACUCCGCAAUU
This is a messenger RNA of Alligator mississippiensis (American alligator), 5494 nucleotides long. RefSeq names its product platelet glycoprotein V. NCBI's taxonomy places the organism in Eukaryota, Metazoa, Chordata, Crocodylia, Alligatoridae. Gene Ontology annotation, molecular function: protein binding. The record is from RefSeq and is a predicted model, not a curated record. The transcript has a single exon. Bases 1778 to 3694 code for a protein of 638 amino acids. Gene Ontology annotation, cellular component: extracellular matrix.